AGGCCCUGCACCCGCCUAGCAUGGAGUGCGCCUGCGCAUCUGAGGGUCCACGGCCCAGAAUCUGUGUGACGUCGGAACUGCUAUAAGUGCCGCUCCCGUAUGCGUUGGGCCCUCUCCAUUUGCAGGUAGGUCCUACCACUCUCCUCGCCGUUCCCUAUUCAUCGCUGGGUGGUGGGCGGAGAUCGGCGUUGGUUGAAAAUCACCUGCGGCUUUGGCUGUGGCCGUAGGUGAGAUUCGGCGCCCAGAGCCACCGGGGGACUCAGCUCACCGCCCACUUUUCGAUGUGGGGAGGUGAAACCCAGGCCCCGACAUGCGCCAUCAUUCAGGCUGCCGGUGCUCUGGCCUCUAUCCCUGACUUCUGACCUUGUUUUCUGUCCGCAGGACGCCUGGAUCCCCCAAGCCUGAGGCCGACGCCGCCAGGGCCGCGGGGGUAGGAGGACUCGUCUCUCUUUCAAUAAAGUUGUUGGUCUAACUCAUCUGCAUGUAAAUGUUUUUGACCACCUUCCCGUAAGUCUGGAAAAUGCAUCUUUUGACGUUGGUACCAAGGUAUAAAGGAUACCAUUGUGGGCCUUAGCCUCUUCUUGCCAGUCGGCCUACCUCUGCUUUUUAUACCACACAGGGGUAGAUCUUGGGUCUGGAAGUUAGAGUAUGGCUCCGAAGGUCUCAUACCGGGUACCUUUCACCUUGAGCUUGAUGGGAGUCGGGCUGGGCCUGCAAACCACAAGCCGGGAUGGGAGUGUAAGAUUCACAGUUCAAAGGCCUACAGUGGCUCCUUAUUUCUCUCAGGACAUGGUAAGGGUCUUUAGGUUUUGAUGAGGUCACCACCCUGGUACUGAACCUGCAUUUCUAUGUUCUCUCACAUUUGGGAACAUGCUAGUUUCUCAUUGGCCUGCCCAGAUGGUCAGAGCCUACCUACUCUGGAAGGCUUUCCCACAGAGUACUUCCCUUAGUGUGGGAAUCUGGUUCUCAUUUCCCAGAUCUGUACCCAGGAGCUAGCAGCAUGGGUCUUGGAUGAUAAAGCUCCUGAGCUCUUGGAGAUUUUAGCCACCUGGGCAGCACUAUUUGAAAUUGAAGAGAACAAUCUCUGCAUUCCUUCUUAAGUCUUGGGAAAACUGCCCCCAGACGCUUGGUUCUUGGCCUAGUGCUGCUUGGGUAUCAACCACCCCUAUGGCAGGGGCUCCAGGUACCUGUCCCAGAUCUGGGAUACUAUACUCCUCAUCUGUGACUAGAGAGGGGAGCAAGGUCAAGGUGGUACAGGGUCCCAGUGGGACCUUGUGAUUGGCCUGAGCUGGACAAUGCCACUAUGAUGUCAGUGCACUACUGCUAUGAAAUGGAGGCUCCUCAGCACCUUGGGGUCAGUGGAGCAGCCAUCCAGACACAGAUCAUGGUGAGCCCAAGACACUCUUUGCCUCUGGCCUUUAAAUUUGUGCCUAACUCCAGAGACCCACCCAGAGCUGGCCCCCCAUUCUUACACUGAGAAGGGAUGGACAGUGAGUUACGAGCUUGCGAGUGAGAUGAGGAAAUCUUUCAGAGAGCUCUAGCCAAGGCCAGCAUCAGCUGGGGAUUGGUAGUCGGAGGUCUUGAUGCUCAUAGCUGCCCCCUCGAAGUGGGUGCUGACCCAACCCUCCACUUGGGGUUCUCAUGUGGCCCACCUCCACACCCAAAGCUUCCUGGGGUUUCCCUCUGGGCCUGUGGAGUGGGGGACUGGAAUCUGGUCCUAGCCAGACCCUGAUGCUGGCCUGGCAUUUGCAGAGUGGAGGGUAUGAUCUCAGCCUCUUCGCCAGACCUCCUGACAGCAACUUCCUGUGCUCUGUCUGCCACGGGGUUCUCAAGAGGCCGGUGAGGUUGCCAUGCCGCCACAUCUUCUGCAAGAAGUGCAUCCUCCGGUGGUUAGCCAGACAAAAGACCUGUCCGUGCUGCAGGAAAGAGGUGAAACGGAAAAAGAUGGUCCAUGUGAAUAAGCUCCAGAGGACCAUUGGCCGCCUAGAAGUCAAGCAGCGCUGCCCCCUGGGCUGCGGGGCCACCCUGGGCCCAGCAGAACGUGCACGCCACAACUGCUACCGCCAGCUGCGCGAGGCCUGGGGCCAGCGCCAGGAGCACAGCCGGACCCUGGUGCUGUGCCUGCUACAGCGCUUGCGCAAGUUACACCGUACUACCAACCUCAUCCACCGGCAGCUGGCCCAGCUAGGAGACUUCCUGGAGGAUGACACCCUGCUCGUGAGCACUAGGCAAGAGGAGGCUGAGGCCACCCCAGAAAACAGCAUUGAGGCUGAAGUGUGGGGGGGCCAGAGCCAAAGUGGCGUUUAAAUAUAGAAGUAAAUAAACGCGAGUGCUCGCCAGAUCCCGGCCGUCUCCGUGCUUGCUGGCCUCACAGCCUUAUCUCAUUUGCCGCCCCCCUCCCCACCUCUCCAGGCACUACGCCUUCACUCCGUGGGGAUACUUUGGUCUUUCUCCCUAUUCUUGUCCCCCUCUCCAAGUCCUUUCCCACCACUGUGUCUUCUUACUGGCUAUACCCCCUGCCUGAAAGCUCUUCCCUUCACUCUUGUCUGGCUUCUUUCUACUCAAAAUGAAUGUCUCCUAGCAGAAGUUUUCCCAGUCUCUUUCCCAGUUACUUUCUACCAGUCUGCUUCCCACCUUCAUAGCCAAUAGCACCAAUGGCUCAAAACUCUGAGCUGAUUAAAACCCAACUCCUCACAGUGAUUCACGAGGAACCCCAUUAUCUCUGACCAUCUGCCCUUAUAUUCUCUUUCUUACUCAUUCCCUGCAACCACAGGAACUUCUGUUGCUUCUCCUAAGGCCAGACCUGUGCACUGGCUGUUCCCUUAGCUUGAAGCACUGUUCCUCUAGAUGAUAAAGAUGAACUGGAACUUUAAGCAAACAUAAUCAGUGAGGACGGUGUAUGAGAAGACCUAGGGCUUAUGGAAGAUCUCGCGCUCUGCGUAAUGGCAAAAACCCUACAGUAAGAACUCUUGUUUAUAAAAAAGCUCUAUGGUUCCAAUUUCCUCUUCCAUUAACUUUUUUCCAUUAUUUAAAUACUCCUCCUUCUUGGCAGGCCGGUCUUAAUGUGCACGUGGUUUGCCAUGUCUGUAUGUUAUGGGUUGCAGUCUUUUUUUUUCCCAAAUAAAUUCUUUUGGUGAUGAAA
This is a messenger RNA of Pteropus alecto (black flying fox), 3142 nucleotides long. RefSeq names its product ring finger protein 151 (gene RNF151). Gene Ontology annotation, molecular function: zinc ion binding; ubiquitin protein ligase activity. The coding region runs from base 1642 to 2307 and encodes 221 amino acids. Gene Ontology annotation, biological process: regulation of canonical NF-kappaB signal transduction; protein K63-linked ubiquitination; tumor necrosis factor-mediated signaling pathway. The transcript has 3 exons. The record is from RefSeq and is a predicted model, not a curated record. Gene Ontology annotation, cellular component: plasma membrane signaling receptor complex. NCBI's taxonomy places the organism in Eukaryota, Metazoa, Chordata, Mammalia, Chiroptera, Pteropodidae.